This is a messenger RNA of Trypanosoma rangeli, 999 nucleotides long. RefSeq lists its product as uncharacterized. NCBI's taxonomy places the organism in Eukaryota, Euglenozoa, Kinetoplastea, Trypanosomatida, Trypanosomatidae. The transcript has a single exon. The coding region runs from base 1 to 999 and encodes 332 amino acids. The record is from RefSeq and is a predicted model, not a curated record. Gene Ontology annotation, cellular component: cytosol.
AUGGCGUGCGAGGCAGAUGCGGCCGUGACGGUGCCGCGGGAGCUGCAGGAGCAGCUGCAUACCACCACCCACACGUAUAAGUCGGGGGCUGUGUACGAGGGGAUGUUUGCCGGCACGAAACGGCACGGGCGUGGUCGCUGGCACCACCCACAGGGGGAGACCUACGAGGGCGAGUACGUCGACAACAAGCAGGAGGGGCUCGGCAUCUACCGCUUUGACGCAUCCUGCAAGUGCUACCUAGGGCACUGGAAAGCGGGGGAGAUGGACGGGGAAGGAGUGUACUACUUCACGCCGGACCGUGGCACGUACUACGUCGGCGGCUACGCGCAGGACAAGAAGCAUGGCCGGGGAUUGUACUGCUACGAGAACGGCAUCGUCACGGCCCAGGUGUGGGCGCAUGGGGAGCUGCAGCUCGAGGAGGAGGCCACGCCGCUGCAGCGGGUCAAUGGCGAGCUGCAGGUGGAGGAAAUCACGGCCGCGGUGCGCUGCGUGGCACCGCGUGAGCUCGGCGAGCGGCCGCCUCCGUCGGAGGUGCGCACCUUCCAGUUUCCUUCCGGUGCCACCUACACGGGGCAGUACCACGGCACCAAGAAGCACGGCGUCGGGCACUGGGUGCAUCCCGAGGGCGACAGCUACGAAGGCCAGUUUGAACAGAAUCGGCACAGCGGCUGGGGUGUCUACGUGAUUGGCAGGAGUGGGAAGAAGUACGUGGGCCACUGGCGCGACGGCAAGAUGAACGGCGUGGGUGUGUACUACUUCAACAGUGCGGAGACGGAGUACUUUGUCGGUGCUUACAAGAACGACGUAAAGCACGGCUGCGGCCUCUACCACUUUGCCGAGCGCGGCAACAACAAACUGCAGCUGUGGGAGAAUGGCAGUCUGCGCAAGGAGACCGAGGCGGAGGCGGCGGUGGUGCGGGAGUACAACGCAGCGAUGCAGAAGAUCAUCGAGAUAGUGCUUCGGUUUGCUAAGCAAUACCAGCCGUUUCACACCUCGUAG